This is a messenger RNA of Folsomia candida, 3118 nucleotides long. Its product is annotated as zinc finger and BTB domain-containing protein 17. NCBI's taxonomy places the organism in Eukaryota, Metazoa, Arthropoda, Collembola, Entomobryomorpha, Isotomidae. The record is from RefSeq and is a predicted model, not a curated record. Bases 523 to 1320 code for a protein of 265 amino acids. Gene Ontology annotation, cellular component: nucleus. The transcript has 4 exons.
CGUUCCAUUGUGGUUCACACUACUUGCACAGAGCAGCACACGAUUAAGUAAGUUGGCUUAUUUGUUGUUAAGAAGAAGACAAACUGCUUGUUUCCCCUCCCUCCAUCCUUACUCUCACCAUUUCAAAAGUUAUCAAAUCCACGACUAACAGAUAAGAAAGACUUAGGUUAUCUAGUUUGUGUCCAAUUGACUGAUGAGAGACCUGUGACAGGUCACCUGACUAGUUGAGACGUCUCCAAGCAUCAUCGGGAAAGUGAAGACAAGUGGAUCGAUAUCGAUAAGUACGCAUUUAUUAGAAACGUGAGUGAUUGCUGCCGACGGUGGACGAGGAGCGAGCAGGAGCGGUGGUGGUGGUGGUGAAAUAAGUGAGUGACCCGAGCAGCUGGCGUCGCCAUUACGACAUUUUUUAUUCCCGUGAAAGAAGAAGAAGCAGCAAUUGUGAAUAAAUCAGUUCGACUAAUUAACCAGAGAGCUAUCUGUCAACCAAAGUGAAUUUAUUUCUUCAACUGAGUAGUCGAUACGAUGAGCAUCGAACGGAGAUCAACUCGUCGUAGCACGACUGAAAAUGUGACCGUGGUGAGUAGUACGACCGACCCGGAGGAUGUGAUUGCUUCCAAAAAGCUAACCGAGGUCAACGCCAACCUCACUGUUAAUCCUAAAGAGCUCCUCAUAGACGGACUUGGAGUAGAAAAUGGUUCAAUCGUUGUGGAAGGGAAUGGUACCAAGGACGAAAAUGGAUGUGGGGACGACGAGGAGGAGAGCGUGAUUGAAGAUAAUGACGAAGACGAUGACGAUGGGACUCCAGACGCUAAGAUUGCAAAACUUAGUGAUGAUACGGACGAACAAUCGAAUCUUUCUGGGGAUCAAGUCGUAUCAAGCAAGCCGAAGGGCCGCAAGGAGAAAGUGAAGCAUCAAUGUCACCUCUGCGAGAAAAGUUUCCUUAAGAAAGGAUUUCUAACAAAGCAUCUCAAAUCCCACUCACAACCUCGUCCCUUCAUCUGCGAUACUGAAGGUUGCGACAAAACCUUUGUGUCGACAAGAGGGUUGGAAAAGCAUGUCAAGACUGUGCAUGAAGGAGAAGAAUUUAUGCUCCAUUUGUGUGCAUUUUGCCAGAAAGGCUUCAUUACCCGAUCUGAGAUGGAAAGUCAUGCAGAGACUCAUGUUUCAGACUAUAAAAUGUACGCAUGUCGCUAUUGUGGAAAGACUUUUGUGAAAAAGUUUGCAAUGAAGAUUGCGGUUCAGGCAUGUCAAGAUCAGCCUGUUGAUCCUUGCCCAUACUGCAACAAAGGAAUUAAUCCUAAUGCAUACAAAGAUAAUUAAUAAGUGGCGCUAACCGAUUAACAAUUAGUUAAUGACAAGGUGGUGGUGAUGAGAUGUUCUAAGGCGAGGGAAAUGAAAUGUGAAGGAGCUGUUUUAUUUAAGUGUCAAUGUUGUAUCUUUGUUAUUUAGUGAUUUCAAGUUAUCGUCGUUGUCGUUAAUUCAGUAUAUGAGAUAAUUGUAUACAACAAGGUUACUGCAACUGCCAAGUUUUAAAAUUUACCGAGUAAUGGAACGUUUAAAUGUUCAUUAUUUUUAUAAUUGUUAUUCUCGAAUAGGGUGGAUAUAAAUAUUUAUGCCCUAGUUUUCUUAUUAGUUUACAGAAAAUUGUAGAGUUGCAAAACACAUGUUGAUAUCUUCUUAUCAAUGUAUUGUUUUGUAACAACAACAUUUUUAAAACUCCUCAAACUUGAUACGUCCGAUCCAGUAAUUAUAUACCAUAUAUUUACUAGUUAUCAAACUCAAUUAUCGAAAUAUUUCGGUUUAUGGCGAAGAGAUUUGACCAAAUUCAAAAUUUAUUUUAAUUUUACCGAUUCUUUAAAUCAUUUUGUUUUUAAUGAUCGUUUGUUAUUACUAUAAUGUCACCAAGUCACAUUACCCUACAGUUGUUGUGUUGUUACUUUGAUACACAUCCAAUUUCAGAGUUUUAAUAUUAUUCUUAACAAUAAAAUAUCUAUAAGAAUGUUACCGCUUUAUAUUAAUGACUUUUGUUGUUGUUGUUGUUAAUUGGUGUUGUUAUGUACUUGUCAUAAACAUUAAAUGUAUUAAUUCGUCAAUCAUUUAUUAAUUGAACGGUGAAGGGUAAAAAAACGUAUUGAAAAAAUGAUGUAUCUAUCUAUGUUAUAACGUAAUUAUGAUAUUCAAACCACUCCAUUCUAAAAUAUCUAUGUACCAAUCAACCAAAUCUCUCCAUGCAGUCCAUUACAUAGUUUAUGUGUAGGAUUAAUUUGUAAUUUUCAAUGUUUUCGGAUUCCUUGAAUACUUUUGUUCACCGGAAAUCAAGGUACUUUUAUAUCGUAGGACGUACACAAUUUAUAGGGACUUACAAAUUUAGUAGGCUAAUAACUGGUGUCAGAAUGUAAAACUGCCAGUGGGAAAGUUCACCAAAGUAAUUAAUCGUCACCAUCUUUUCCCGUUUUUUCUUCUAAGAAAGAGAUCUGUUAUUUCCACGAUAAAAUAUUUAAUCGACUCUCUCUUUCUUGUGAACUCGUAUUUUAUACAAGUAUCAAAGUCUAUCCAUCAAGUUGCUCCGUAUCGACUAAGGAAAGUCCAACGUUCUACCUUAACUUGUGUCCAAAAAUCGAGAUGGUUAUCCCCGAGUAAACCCUAAAAUCUCAAAAGGCAGUCAAGUACCAAAAAUAAGGCCGUUCUAUAACGUGUCUAAAUACGAAAUGUCUCACCUACCCACCGUUGACCAGGCGUACUAUGAAUGAUGACUACUCUUGUAACUUUAUACAGGCGUAGAUAAUGACAAUGGUUCAUUUGUACUGUUAAAGUAUGAAGGAAUACAUAAUUAUUCACCUUGUUCAUGGCAAAAUGUGUAAUUAUUAUUAUAAUUUAUUAUGUCUAAUUAAAUUAUUGAUGACAAAUAUUUAAAUUUAUAAAUGUAAUUACCAGUUUUAACUAUAUUGUUGAUUAAGAUUUGAUAAUUGAUUUAUUACGGUUUCAGGUUUUUUCUAUUUCUUUUCUUUAUCUUGUAUUCGUUCUCAUGUUUUGUAUUUCAUGAAAAAGUUAUGCUCUGAUUUUGGUCAUGGUACAACCGGUUUUAUGAUAAUAAAGUGUUCCUCUUAUAAAAAUAGCA